This is a messenger RNA of Penicillium daleae, 1221 nucleotides long. Its product is annotated as ELL-associated factor. The record is from RefSeq and is a predicted model, not a curated record. NCBI's taxonomy places the organism in Eukaryota, Fungi, Ascomycota, Eurotiomycetes, Eurotiales, Aspergillaceae. The transcript has a single exon. Bases 1 to 1221 code for a protein of 406 amino acids.
AUGUCCACCAUGAUCGACCCGACCAAGCAGGCCGAAUACUCUAUCGUCUUGGGUGAGAGACUGGCCAACAAUACAAACUCCGAUCGUCUGAUCAAUGUCAACUACAAUUACAAGUCCAAAGCUGCAACGCCUCAACAGCGAGCAUCCAUCACCCGUUCCUCCCUGUCGCGCGAUCUCUACGACCUGUCCGUCACGGAUAAGCCACCCAGCGCCGAUCACACCUUGACCUAUUCAUACCAAGGCAGCGAAGACCCGACCGGUGAGCGAGCCCUCGUCUUGGUAUUCGACCCUGACCGUAAGGUCUUUGUGCUGGAGCCGGUCUCUUCCAAAUUGAAUUUCAAUCUACGGUCGGCGCCGGGGAAGACGGAGAAGCAAGUCCUGGAACAAUACGAGCAGCUACGGAUAUCACAGGAGGAUGAUCACACCUCGGGCGAUGAUCGGAAUGGAGGGAACACGAGUGAAGAUGAAGGUCCGGCCGAUGAUAGCAAUCCAUACGAUUUUCGACACUUCCUCCCCAAGGAGGGAGCCGAGGACGUGAAGCCCGUCUCGCGGAACUCUACGCCAGAGCCGGUAUACACCAGCAAAGCGAACACGCCAGCGUUACCGCCUGCCAGAUCUGCAGCAAAGCCUGCACCCCGACCAAAGACCCAAAAGCCUCAAACGAACCCUCUCCGAGAAACCAAGCGGGUACAGAAGCCGCCCGUAAAGCCGAAGAUCCCCCGGGAUACACCCGCGGAGCAACCCCGGGAGCUAGUCUCACGCACAGAACCACCAGUCCACCAGGACGACUCUCGGCUGUCAAUAUCAGAUGCAGGCACCGGCAAUGGCUCACAACCGUCCAUUCAAUCACCCGGUUCAAACAUCAUCAUCGAUGGGGAAUUGAUUAUCGACAUGGGCUCACCACCGCCCCGACGAGCCUUCAAAGUCAAUCCCUCCUUCUUCUCCUCGAAUAAUACACCUACCGACGACAGGGAAGGCCAUGAGUCGGAAGAGGAAAUGGAGUCGUUCCGACUCCCCUCCCCAGCCAGAGAUACCAAGCCCGCCUUCUCAGCUCCCGCCGAUACCGGAGAUGAUAUGGAGGACGAUGAUGCUCUGGCCGCGGAGAUGGAAGCCGCUUUUGAAGCGAGUGCGCGUGAGGAAGAGGCUCGCAGCCACGAGUAUGGUCAGAGUAGCUAUCAGGUGGCUAGUGAUGAUGAGAGUGAAGUCAGUGAGGAGGAGUAA